Molecule: messenger RNA, 384 nt
Organism: Puccinia graminis f. sp. tritici CRL 75-36-700-3
Lineage: Eukaryota; Fungi; Basidiomycota; Pucciniomycetes; Pucciniales; Pucciniaceae
Exons: 4
Coding region: 64-384 (106 amino acids)
Source: RefSeq, a predicted model, not a curated record
CUACACUGCAGACAAGUGCAAAAACUGCACACUGAGAGGAACAGAAAGCGACAAAAGGUAGCCAUGAUACAUACUGGCAUUGGUUUGAGGAUGGCUGGGAGCAGGGGUCCGGCCAUGCGCAAGCGUCUCAUUCCUGCGCCCAGUCUUCAUUUGGGCUGGCUCGCUUCGAUUGGGGGACUCAGGCUCAAUGCUCAAAGACUGGACUAUGUAUAUGACCGGACUGCCCCCGAGGAGCUUGGCUUCCAGAUGAAAGGACCGACGAUACUGUCGCUUGUUCAUCAUCAUCAGUCUCCGCUUGAUGCUUGGUUGCCAAGCUGGUGCCUCGAGAUUCCAGCCUCGACUCCAGCGCCGCCCAAACCGAGCCCCUCUAAUCGAUUAUAUUAA